CUUAGAUUAUGUUUUUUGUUGCCACUUCAAUUAAUCUGGCAAUCUUGUCAGAUAUUUUACACUAAAAGUGUUUGAAGAAAGGACUAGAAUUUCGUCCGCUUGAUGUUGGUGAAGGAUGUUGUUGCCACUUUCGAAAAUAUUAAUACUACGUAACCAUGGAGACACCUGCUAAUUGUCACGGGAUAUCAGUCGAAAAUUUUUAAUUUCCUAGUUGACGGGCUCACCGCCCACUGCUUGUCAUAACUUCAGAAAAUUAAACAAAGAGAGAGUUCGGGAAUGAUUUAUGAUCUUAAGUCCAAGCUUAAUUAAAAACAGGCUGAGAAAAACCAAACGCACAAAUUGUUAAUGACUGCUUGCAAAAACAAGCACUGGACGGAUAAGAUUUUCUGCUCUUGGAGGCAUUUUCGCGUUUAUCAUUCAAAUCUGGCUUGAGGACAAUUUACAAAGCAGCAUCCAAGAAAAUCGCUUGAAUAAGGUAUCCGACGUCCUUCUGGGUUAAUUAGUCUCAUUCUUUGUUUUAACACUGCCUAUUGGGCUGUAUUUAGUUAGCUUCCUAGUCAAAUUAUUCAUCAAAAACACACUGAACUGACAGGUUUAUUCUCAAGAACAUCAACUGUAGACAGCACUAGGUUAGUGCCCUUGGAAAAUAAUUACUCAGUCCUCCAAUUAUAGCUGGAAGCCAGCAGGUGCCAACAUGCCUAGCUACGAGGAUGGCAUUCACUUGAAAUCCAGGAAGUUUUGGGAUACUUAAACUUCGCACAGAUGUGAAAAUAGCAGGAAUCUGAAAUGGGAAAAGCACAAAUUAUCUGCAACAUAAUGAUACUUUUAGUGCUACUUACAAAGAGGGCAAACACACUCAACAAAGUUGUCACGUGCGGAUUUAUUGGCAGCCACUCAGAACUUGAUUCACUAGCGUUCGCCUUCAACAACGCAUUUGUCCUGAAAAAUGUUUCAGUAACUGUGACACACGUUAACAUUACAGAAGAGUCAGAUCUAUUCAAAGAAGCUUCACUAUUUCAUCAGCAAAACUUCUUUGCACUCAUCGAAGGAAGCCACACAAAGACUUACGCAUGCGCACUCUCUACAGUAACCAGCAUUCCUCUUGUCCGUCUCUAUGGCAACGAGCAGCCCUUCGAUCAAUGCGACAAAGCGGUACAGAUGUCAGUGGAAUAUCGGGACUACGCGCAUGCUACACUUGACAUAGUCAAUGAAUUCCAGUGGAAGAAGGUUGCGUCGAUAUAUGACGAAAAUCGCGUGCACGAAGCUGGAUAUUUUCACGCCAUUUCCCGAGGUUCAAAGCUCAUCGUAAACCUUGUUCAGCUUUCUGAACCGGAACAAAGUGCUGACGGAAUGGAACCAGUAUUACAAGCAAUGGAUGAAAUAAAGAGCUUUCAAGCUGACGUUAUUUUACUAUACACCAAUAACAAAAAUAUUGGACUAUUCCUACAACAGAGACCUUUUCAACCCAGGAGUAGUUAUAAGUGGAUCAUUCAGGGACAGGUGCCGAUAAACUUGAGCUGUCAUCCCAGAAAUAUAGUUUUAGCUAUGAAGCUCCCAGAUCUUCGAAAGUUAGCUCUAAGAAAAAUGCAGAUUGCAGAUAGAGUGAACAUUAACAGUAGCGACACGGAACUAGGCGUCGCACUUGCUUAUGAUGCGGCUCAGGUCAUAGUUCAUGCGUUGAACAUUAAACAGAGUGUAUCAGUGAAUGGCUCUUCCAUUACUUCGAAAGAUAGAGAUGCCAUGAUCACAUGCUUAAGAGAGGCGAGCUUAGAUGGCUUGACGGGGCCUAUACAUUUUUCUGAAGAUGGUGCACGAACUAGAAUUGAACUGGACGUUUUGAAUCUUCGAAACAACGUAUUUAAAAAAAUAGGUACAUGGAACGCCACAAAGCGCGCAGUGCUAUUUGAUAAUAUGGCACCUAACAUGGGUAGCCCAGUUAACGACAGUCUAGAGGGAAGGAAAUUCAGAGUUGCCGUCAUCGAGCAAGCACCGUUUGUGAUGGCGGUAAAGCACAAAGAUGGAAGCAUUUCAUACGAAGGAUACUGCAUAGACCUGCUGAAUAAACUGGCGGAAAAUCUCCAUUUUACAUAUGAGAUCCACACUUCUCCGGACGGGUUAUACGGAGCUGAAUUGGAGAAUGGAUUAUGGGAUGGACUGAUUGGCGAAUUGAUAUACGAGCGGGCAGACCUCGCAGUUGGGGAUCUCACAAUAACAGAGCGUCGGGAAAAAGUUGUGGACUUCAGUACUCCUUACAUAUUCACCACAGAGGGCGUGCUACUCAAGAAGUCAUCCUCCGGAGAAACAGUUGAUUUGCUGCAGUUUAUGAAUCCGUUUCACUCAGACGUUUGGUUUGCCAUUCUCGUUACAUUGUUGGUUGUAUCUGUCACAGUGUUUAUAUUAAACUACUUCAGUCCUUUUGGAUACAAAGACGACAAUGAUCUAGGAACGUCACGGGAAUUCAGCUUUUUCAACAGUGUGUGGUUCUCAUUGGCUUGUAUGCUGCAACAAGGGGCAGAAAACCAGCCAAGGAACUUGUCAGGUCGAAUUCUGACAGGGUGCUAUUGGUUCUGCAUCCUCAUAUGGAUUUCGACGUAUACCGCCAACCUGGCCGCUUUCUUCACCGUUAAGAAUGCCCACCAACCGAUCAGCAAUCUUGAAGACUUGGCAGAGUCCUCGUAUCAGCUUAUGGUACUGAACUCGUCAAGUACCUACGAGGCAUUAAAGAAAAGCGAUUCAGAGACGCACAGACGUGUUUGGCACAGAAUUAAAGCGGACGGUAUAGCCUCAACUACAUCGUUGGCCAUUCAAAAGGUCCGCGAAGAGGAGGACUUUGCGUUUAUGAAUGAAGGGCUAGUUCUACAGUACGCUGCAGGCCAACAACCUUGCGAUCUCACAAUAAUUGCAGGUUUGACCACCAUUAAAGGACUUGCUCUAGCUUUACAAGCGAACGACCCACACACUAACGCGUUCACACUGGCCAUUUUACGUCUACACGAGAGUUUCUUCCUUGCCAAACUGAAACGUAAGUGGUGGACAACUGCACAUGCGUGUCCUAAGGAACCAGAUACAAAAUUGUCCAAUAAGCGCAUUGAUCUGAAAAGCUUGCUCGGCGUUUAUGUGGUGUUGGGAGCUGGUCUACUUCUUGCGUUUCUGACGCUGAUAGCUGAAAUCUUGUGGGAAAAAAGAAGGAAACAAAAGGUAAAGCUUCAGUCUGCAAUGGCACAUCCAGGUGCUGAGUGACGUGAUAAAACCAACCAACCAAUCAACCAACCAACCAUGUUAAUUGCUUAUAACAGAGAUGUAAUUAUUCGGACUACCUAAGUAGGCAUGUAACGCGUUGAUUGCAAGCGAGAGGAUGUAUCGUUUAAGAGUAUCUCUGCAUCUCUUAAAGCUUUCUAUAAGUUUUCUGAGUAAUAAACAAUAGGUUUUUGACCAGUCAUGACGCGCAUAGCUUCCUAGUAGGUAGGAUAAAAACCAGUAAUGCCAAUUAGCGCUCUUACAAUUAAAGGAGAGGGUCACUCCAAAAACUGUGUAUUAUUUUUCAUCACCAAUAAAAUGUUCACAUUGAGUUGAGUUACUCACCGUUGUUUUAGCUUCUGAAGUGGAUGCGAUCCCAAUGAAAAAGAAGUGAAAAGUUCGACACAGGGAGCCGCCAUUUUGAAAGGAUCUUGAAGGCCAGGCCGCAUAUCCGUGACGUCGUUCCGUUCGAAUAGGCGCGAAGCUCAAAGGCUAAAGCUCUUCUUUUCUGUUCUAAAUUCAGUUGUGAGCUAAAAAAUUCGGCCCGGGCUGUAAAAGCCGAGCCAAAAAGGAUAGGGAAAGAGGAGCGACUUUCCUUAACUUGCCUGCAAAGAACAAAAAAUUGCCAAAGAAGUGGUUCGAACAGCUACGUCGGGAUGAGAGAUUCAUGCCAAAAAACUCUAAAAUGUGUACGUGUGCAACGAGCGUUUCAUAGACAACUGUUUCAAAACUCAAUACCGAUUUGAGCUUGUGGGUGGAAACACAAGAAGGAUGUCAUUGAAGAAAAAUGCUUUCCGACAAUUUUUCAACGGAAGGCUCUUGUAAAGGCACGUAUCGCAAGCGAAUGGCGCAUCGCAAGGAACGAAAAGAGGUAGCUAUCAGUUAUACUUUUCAUUUCUAAAAAUAUUUUUGCCCGGCAGAACUGUCGUUGACUUGAUUGGGUAAAUAUUAUUUCUGAGCAAGAAAUUGAAGCUCCUCGCUGGACUAUAGGGCUCGAAUUUCAAGAAAAAACCUUAGGGCCAGCUGGCCCCUAAGUUUUCAGGUUUGGUCGCCAGCACAAGUAUUUUGGUCGUCAAAAAUUUUCGACCUUUCAGGCAAUAUAUUUUGACGAAAAAGACGCUAAAACGGCGUGAAUCACGGGUCAGUUUUAUGUAUAAUCACUUUGCCGCUUUUUUUCUAUAAUAACAAGGAAAAUGGCUAAAUGAAAUUCUUCUCUUCAUUUACCAGUCUUACCAGUAUUUAUAAAACAAUCUUCCAUGUUACAAGCUUAAAUUCAUUAUAUUUCGAAGAGUGGCGCUAGAUUUUUCGUGUUUUCGUGUUCAUUGAUGCAUAGCGACUGCACGCGGUUUUUGGAAGUGAUUUAUCAAAUUUCUUAGGGUAAGGUGGGAACUUCAAAUGCCCUGCAGAUUUCUUUAAAAUUUCAAAUCAGACUAACCUGCUACGGUUUUCUUCUAUCGAAAAAGUUUUUUUCCGCUUUAUAAAUCUCUUGUGUGGGCCAAAAUCAGAGCGUGUUUAAUGAUCGGCCUUGACAGCCAGGGAUGAGUCAAACUAUUUACAAAGUUUUAAAUGCUGUCUAAUUUGAUUUGGAAUACAUCGGAAGUAGUUAACUGUACAUCAGUCCUAUCUACAUAUCGACAAUUACCGAUAACAACUCCUGCUAUAGCGAAAUCCGAUAUCCGCAUGUAAAUA
This is a messenger RNA of Orbicella faveolata, 4926 nucleotides long. RefSeq names its product glutamate receptor ionotropic, kainate 2-like. Gene Ontology annotation, cellular component: membrane. The record is from RefSeq and is a predicted model, not a curated record. Gene Ontology annotation, biological process: monoatomic ion transport. NCBI's taxonomy places the organism in Eukaryota, Metazoa, Cnidaria, Anthozoa, Scleractinia, Merulinidae. Gene Ontology annotation, molecular function: ligand-gated monoatomic ion channel activity; signaling receptor activity.